ACACGAAGUCUCUUCAUCCCUGAGAAGCAGAGAGAUAGAUACAAAGCGCUGCCAGAACUACCAGAAUGGCAUCGAGUCAUCAACAUCAAAGGCCAUAGGAUCAAAGAAAUCAGGAAAAAUCGUCCGGCAUCGUACCUCGCACUCGACGCGCUCAAAGACUGCAUCACCCGAUGUGAGGCGGAGAAGGACCCAAGCCGACGAAAGAAACUUUACGACGAGCUACGUCACCACGUGCACAAGGCGCAAACCGUGUUGAAGGUUAACCAGUACAUAGUGAGGGACACUAGGAUAUUGACCCUAGAAAAUGGACUGUGUAGGAUUUUCAGGGGGGACGCGAAGUUUCCUAGUGAUCUGAAGGCUGAUGCAUUUCAGCUGUACAGCCUUUGGUGUCAUGAGGUCUUUGAACAAGAUAUUCUCCGCGGCAUCAUUACUGUCAAGGGAAGAGAUCGCGGCGCCGACCGGCUCGAUCAAGCAUACAAAAGCAAGCAUCCUGCUAGCCCCAAGUUCUACGGUGAGGGUGAUCUCGUGCUUGGUCAUUGGUGGCCUUCGCAACUUUGCACUGUCCGCGACGGCGCGCACGGCGCGACACAAGGAGGCAUCUUUGGCGAAAAGGAUAAAGGCGCCUACAGUAUCGUGCUCUCGGGCGGCGGCGGUUAUCAUGACCAUGACGAUGGUGAUACCAUUGAAUACAGCGGCACCGAGGGAAAGAAUGGCAAAGCGUCUGAGAACACGCAACAUCUCAUCAAAUCUCGCGACCUCCAAAACGAGAUCCGCGUUAUUCGGUCUUCCCAGCUAGUGAAGACGAAUAGAUACCGGCCCAAGUGUGGGCUGCGGUACGAUGGUUUGUACAAGGUCACGGACUAUUGGUUAGUGAAUCAAGAGAAGCAGAUGUAUCGCUUCAAGCUCGAGCGCUGCCCAGGCCAGGACCCGAUACGCUGUAAAGGCAGUGGUGCAGAGCGCCCCACCAGUUUCGAAGUAGAAGCAUAUGAAGACUUGAAGAAG
Messenger RNA from Cucurbitaria berberidis CBS 394.84, 1002 nucleotides. RefSeq lists its product as uncharacterized. Gene Ontology annotation, biological process: protein ubiquitination; negative regulation of gene expression via chromosomal CpG island methylation. Gene Ontology annotation, molecular function: ubiquitin protein ligase activity. The transcript is spliced from 2 exons. The annotation marks the transcript as partial. The record is from RefSeq and is a predicted model, not a curated record. Lineage: Eukaryota; Fungi; Ascomycota; Dothideomycetes; Pleosporales; Cucurbitariaceae.